This is a messenger RNA of Cuscuta campestris, 977 nucleotides long. Lineage: Eukaryota; Viridiplantae; Streptophyta; Magnoliopsida; Solanales; Convolvulaceae. The record is from the annotation of a GenBank genome assembly.
CGUAAAAUACGCGGAGGAAAACUAAUCAAUUGAUUUCUCCCGUUCUUUAAAAUCCUUUCAAACACCUUCUUCUUCUUCUUCUUCUUCUUCUUUCUUAUUACAAUUCUCUGGAUCGGCACAAGACUUCUUGCAAUUAUUCAAUUGAUUCUCCCUUCAAGUGAAAAAAAAAACAAUAAUUAAUGGGGAAAGACAAGCCAGCCGAGAGCGAUGAAAAGGGGCUGUUUUCUAAUCUAGCCGGAUUCGCCAUGGGAUCCGCCGCCCAUCACUUCCCGGGGCAUCACGGCGGCGGCGGCGGCGCUUACCCUCCUCCAGGAUACCCGCCUGCCGGAGUAUACCCCUCGGGAGGAUAUCCUCCUCCCCCUCCUCCUGGUGCUGGGUACCCUCCCGCCAGUUAUCCGCCGCCCGGAGCUUACCCUCCCCAGGGUGGACAUCAUGGUUACCCUCCUGCUGGCUACCCGGGCCCAUCAGCUUCACAUCAUGGGCCACAUGGAUCGAAUAUGGGAUCAAUGUUAGCCGGAGGUGCAGCGGCGGCGGCGGCAGUCAUGGGAGCUCACGCCCUUUCACAUGGUCAUCAUGGGCCAUCUCACCACGGUGGCGGUUACUAUGGCCACCACCAUGGCGGCGGCUACUACGGGCACCACCAUGGCAAAAUCAAGCAUGGCAAAUUCAAGCAUGGAAAGAUGAAGCAUGGCAAGUUUGGAAAGCACAAAGGGAUGAAGUUCUUCAAGAAAUGGAAGUGAUAUAUUCAUAUAUACUAUAUAUAUGUUCUUCCCUGGCUAACAAAGUAAACCCUAUACAUAUAUGAUCCUGCAUGGAUGGAGAUACAUUGUUCUUUCAAUUUCAUUUUGGCUUUAGUUCUAGUUCCAAAGCUUUUGGAAGAAAUGUCUUCCUAGCUACUACUUACUUUGUGCAAUAAAAUACUCCCUCCCUCAGUCUGGAAAAGUUUCUUGAGUUUAUAUUAAAAAGUCAACAUAGAA